Lottia gigantea (owl limpet) is the source of this 1629-nucleotide messenger RNA. RefSeq lists its product as hypothetical. Gene Ontology annotation, molecular function: calcium ion binding; Notch binding. The record is from RefSeq and is a predicted model, not a curated record. Gene Ontology annotation, biological process: Notch signaling pathway. Lineage: Eukaryota; Metazoa; Mollusca; Gastropoda; Lottiidae. The transcript is spliced from 12 exons. The annotation marks the transcript as partial.
ACAGAGUUAGAUCAAUGUGAAAACAAUGUGUGUAAAAAUGGUGCUACUUGUAUUAAUAAAUUUAGAUAUUACACUUGUUCCUGUGCUAAAGGAUUUACUGGUGAUACAUGUAAUAGUAAUAUUGAUGACUGUUUUAGUCAGCCAUGUUUAAACAAUGCAACGUGUCAAGAUGGAAUAAAUUCAUUUCAAUGUACAUGUCAAUCUGGUUAUACUGGUAAGAACUGUGAGACAGAAAUAGAUCUAUGUACUCAUGAUUAUUGUGAACAUGGUGUCUGUGUACAGAAACAUGGUGUUUUAUCUUGUCAAUGUUUUAAUGGUUACCAAGGAGAUAGGUGUACAAGUGAAAUCAAUGAAUGUGUUGAAAACAAUGUACUAUGUUUACAUGGUGGAAUUUGUAAAGAUCUAUUAGAUGAUUAUAUAUGUGACUGUUCAGAUACAGGAUUUACAGGAACACAUUGUGAAAAAAAUAUUGAUGAUUGCUGUGAUUGUAGUUGUUUAAAUGGAGGAACGUGUAAUGAUUUCAUAAAUGGCUUUGAUUGUACUUGUGCUGAAGGGUUUACUGGUACAAGGUGUGAAACUAUGGUAUCAUAUUGUUAUUCAAGUCCUUGUGAACAUAAUAGUAUAUGUACUGAUAAACCUAAUGGUUUUACUUGUACAUGUAAGCCUGGUUAUGAAGGUAUAUUAUGUCAAAAUGAAAUAGAUGAAUGUGAAAACCAGCCAUGUUUAAAUCAAGCAACAUGUUCAGAUAAUAUUAAUUAUUAUAACUGUUCAUGUCCAUCAGGUUUUACUGGUAAGAACUGUGAUGUCAAUAUUGAUGACUGUUUACAAUCUAGAUGUAAUAUUGCUGGUACAGAUUAUUGUGUUGAUGGUAUAAACAACUAUCAAUGUGUUUGUUUACCAUAUUGGACAGGUGAUCUAUGUGAGAAUAAGAUAGACCAGUGUGUAACAGAACCAUGUUAUAAUAAUGCUACCUGUACAUCAAUAGAUAAUGCUUAUAGAUGUACCUGUCUACCAGAUUACACUGGCUCUACAUGUUCAGUACAAAUAGAUGAUUGUUUAGAUAAACCUUGUUUACAUAAUGGAAUCUGUUUUGAUGAUAUUAAUAACUAUACAUGUAAUUGUGCUGAUGGUUUCAAAGGUAGAAAUUGUGAAAUUAACAUCAAUGAAUGUGAUCCCAACCCUUGUAAGAAUGAUGCUAAAUGUUCAGACUUGAUCAAUGGAUUCACUUGCAGAUGUGAAGCUGGAUGGAAUGGUACACUAUGUGAUAUUAAUAUUGAUGACUGUACAAGUCAACCCUGUUUUAAUAAUGCUACUUGUGAUGAUCUUAUCAAUGAUUUCUCAUGUAAUUGUACAGAAGGAUAUGAUGGUAAAACCUGUGAUAAUAAUAUAGAUGAUUGUUAUCUACAACCAUGUAAGAAUGGUGGCAGUUGUACUGAUUUAAUAGGAAACUAUAGUUGUCAAUGUCUAGAGGAAUAUGAAGGUCAUCAAUGUGAAUUCAAUAUAGAUGAUUGUAUAUACAAUAAUACAUGUUUAAAUAAUGCUACAUGUAAAGAUGGGUGGAGAGAUAUAACUUGUCAAUGUACACCAUAUUAUACUGGUGAUGACUGUGGAAAAGGUACUGAUACAUAG